Morone saxatilis (striped sea-bass) is the source of this 960-nucleotide messenger RNA. RefSeq lists its product as uncharacterized. The transcript is spliced from 6 exons. The coding region runs from base 90 to 923 and encodes 277 amino acids. Gene Ontology annotation, cellular component: membrane raft; external side of plasma membrane. Gene Ontology annotation, molecular function: MHC class II protein binding; protein tyrosine kinase binding. The record is from RefSeq and is a predicted model, not a curated record. Lineage: Eukaryota; Metazoa; Chordata; Actinopteri; Moronidae. Gene Ontology annotation, biological process: positive regulation of ERK1 and ERK2 cascade; interleukin-15-mediated signaling pathway; T cell activation.
AUCAGUCAAUGUUGAGGUGCAGAAGGUGACCUUAACUUCACAGCAGGAAAAAAGACAGUCGAGAGAGUGAGGGAAAGAGAUAGAGAAGCAUGAUGGCUGAAUUCAGAAGGAUUAAAAUAUUUUUUUUACUGACACCAGUGCUUCAGAUUACAGCAGCAGUAACUGGACAACGUUCAGACUCCUUCACUGUCAGAGUUGGAGAUGACGUCACUUUGUCUUGUGAAAAUGUGAUAAAGGAUCAGAAAAACUGUGACAGUACAACAUGGCUCUUCAGUGAUUUGAAAAAUGCAGUAGCACUGUUUGAACAUGGGCAGAUUCACAAAGAUGCCAUGGCUAAAUCAGACAGACUGAGUGUUCCAGCGAACUGUUCUCUGGUUAUAAAGAAGGUCACAGUCGAGGAUGUUGGUCGUUACACCUGCAGACAGUUUAUAUCAGGACAACAACAAGGUCCAGACUCUCUGGUUGAUCUGUCUGUUAUUACCAUUGAGAAACAACAGUACAAUGAUACAGUCGUCUUGUUCUGCGCUGUGUUGACAUAUGAAGGCUGUGGACACACAGUGAAGUGGCUGUAUGAUGAUAAUAAGAAUGACACUGAGAUAUUAGAUUCUACCUGUUCAUCAAGGGUGACAUUUCCAACUCGUCUCAAUCAGAAGUCAAACUAUUAUGAGUUACUCAAGUGUAAUGUGACAGAUGAUAAGAGAGGACAAACACUGCUGUGUGAUGUCGGUCCCCAGUCCUCAUGUGAGACAACAGGAAGUAUCUUAGUGGAGACUGAAGAGGAACAACAAGACUGGUGGAGGUUCAUCAUUGUGUCUGUGGGUUUAGCAGCACUCAUAACAAUUGCUGUGGCAGUCAACAUAUGGACAAAAACUAAAGGGAACAGAACACAGAUGGAUGAACACAUUGUGAGUUUUAAACCUUAAUGAUCAAAUGUUUAUACAGUUGUGACUUUUAGAAAAC